Aspergillus uvarum CBS 121591 is the source of this 1314-nucleotide messenger RNA. RefSeq names its product PDK/BCKDK family protein kinase. Lineage: Eukaryota; Fungi; Ascomycota; Eurotiomycetes; Eurotiales; Aspergillaceae. Gene Ontology annotation, cellular component: mitochondrion. Gene Ontology annotation, molecular function: pyruvate dehydrogenase (acetyl-transferring) kinase activity. The record is from RefSeq and is a predicted model, not a curated record. Bases 1 to 1314 code for a protein of 437 amino acids. The transcript is spliced from 4 exons. Gene Ontology annotation, biological process: protein phosphorylation; regulation of glucose metabolic process.
AUGUGGAAGCCGUCGGAGAGACUGAUGGACACCAUCAGACACUAUGCCAGCUUCCCAGCGACCGGCGUCUCUCUCCGACAAAUGGUUCAAUUUGGAGAUCGACCAUCAGUCGGCACGUUGUUCCGAGCGUCACAAUUCCUCUCAGAAGAACUGCCCAUUCGCCUCGCCCACCGUGUCCAGGAUCUUGGAGAACUUCCCGAUGGACUCAGUGAAAUGCCCUCAAUCAAAAAAGUUCAAGAUUGGUACGCACAAUCGUUCGAGGAAAUCAUUACGCUGCCGCGACCCACCCUCACCCAGGAAGUCAAGGCCCGCCUGCUGCGCCCGGGAAAGCUUAACGGCGGGACCUCGAGGAUCCUCUCGGAAGUCACGCAGAACCCCAGCAUACGCGAAGGACAGUAUCGAUCCUCCCCGUCCUCCACGUCAAACGGCAAUGGAAAUGGCAAGGCUGCGGCCGCUCGAAGAUAUUAUGCACCAUCCGAUGAUCAAGGAAAUUGGCCACCGGAGCUGAACGACUACAACGAGCGAUUUGCACAGACACUCAAGGAAAUCAAGCGAAGACACGACAGCGUCGUGACCACCGUGGCCCAGGGUAUUCUCGAAUGGAAACGAAAGCGCCAGCGCCUGCAAAUCGACUCGACCGUGCAAUCCUUUCUCGAUCGCUUUUAUAUGUCAAGGAUCGGCAUACGAAUGUUGAUUGGGCAGCAUAUCGCAUUGACUGAACAGACUCACGUAAAGCAUCCACACUACGUCGGAAUAAUCUGUACCAAGACAAAUGUGCGGGAGAUAGCCCUCGAGGCGAUCGAAAAUGCCCGUUUCGUCUGCCAGGAUUACUACGGAUUGUUCGAUGCCCCCAAGGUGCAGCUUGUGUGUAAAGAGGACCUGAACUUCAUGUAUGUGCCAGGACAUCUGUCACAUAUGCUCUUUGAGACCCUGAAGAACUCCUUGCGUGCGGUGGUGGAGGCCAAGGGUGUGGACAAGGACACCUUCCCCGUCACCAAAGUCAUCAUCGCGGAAGGAAAGGAAGAUAUCACAAUCAAGAUUUCCGACGAAGGUGGUGGCAUCCCUCGUUCUGCCAUUCCCCUGGUUUGGACGUAUAUGUACACGACCGUCGAGCAAACCCCAAGUCUGGACCCAGAUUUCGACAAGAGCGACUUCAAGGCUCCCAUGGCCGGGUUUGGCUACGGUCUUCCGAUCAGUCGUUUGUAUGCUCGGUACUUUGGUGGCGAUCUGAAGUUGAUCAGCAUGGAGGGAUACGGGACGGACGUCUACCUCCACCUGAACCGACUCUCCUCGAGCUCGGAACCCCUGCAAUGA